Molecule: messenger RNA, 835 nt
Organism: Arabidopsis arenosa
Lineage: Eukaryota; Viridiplantae; Streptophyta; Magnoliopsida; Brassicales; Brassicaceae
Source: the annotation of a GenBank genome assembly
UCGGACAUGGACGUGUUAAUCACGACUGCAUCAGGAUGGUGGUACAUUUUGAAGUCCCAAUAAUGGGCGAGUUCCCGAUGAUAGGCGCCCUAGAACAAGGAGAUUUUUUUGUGCCGGCAAAAAUCCCGAAAGAUAUGCCACCGGGGAAUGCUAACGCGAUCAAAUAUCUAUUGUCUCCGGCUGAACAGCCUACUAGUAGUGAAAAAACCGAAUAUUGCAGCAUAUGUAUGGGACUCCUCGCGUAUGGGGUUGGGGAGGAUGAGUGCGUGCGCUUGCCGCUCUGCAACCAUGGCUUCCACAAGCCCUGCAUCAAGACGUGGUUAGAAAUGGAUGGAGUAAUUGAGAUGGUCGCUGAUGCGAUAUGCUCGUGUAUUGGUAGCUGCGUGGACAUCUGCGUGAUCACAAAGCUCUCCGCCUCUCCGUAUAGUUUAGAGUACAUCAUUCAAACGUGUAAAGAUGUGUGUGUUCUUGUGCUCUCAUUGUGGAAGCUAUAUAAGACUGAUUUCAAUACUAUGGGCGGAUACCCGAGAACCACUGCUGACACUGAAGCCGUAACUGAUAUGGUCAAAGCAUUAAAGGAUGCAAAAGAUUGGCAAAAUGCCCAGCUUGCACUCCCUCCAACACCCCAGAUUGGUGUGUUGUUUCAGGUGCAUUACGAGCUGGUGUGAAGCACUUCCUGCUAAACUCAGAUUGCCUACAACUUGUUCAAGCAAUAAACUCCACAGCUUUACUCGCAGAAGUUCAUAGAGUCUUAUCUGAUGUAUUCCUUAGCAUUUUGAAUUUUUCUACCUCGUCGUUUCUUUCCCAGAUCAGCUAAUAUAGUGGCUGAUAAUCU